GUAAACAGUUCUACUUAGAGAUUGGUAGAAAUGCUACGUCUAUUGCUGGUGGCUGGCUCGGUGGCCGUGGCUUUGGCCGGAAGGUCCCCUCAUGCCGACUUCAUAGAUGAGCUGGUGGCUAGCAAGCCGUCUGCUAGGUACUCUAACCACAUCAUUGAAGAUGCGAAACUGGACGUGCCGGGUCUAGUAGCCAAAUAUGGCUACCCCAUUGAGUCCCAUGAAGUGAUCACUCCUGAUGGCUACAUCCUCACGAUGCACCGUAUUCCACAUGGGAGAGACCGGAACAACAAACCAGUUAGGAACAAGCCAGUGGUCUUCCUUAUGCAUGGAAUGAUGUCGUCAUCUGCCGAUUACUUGGUCAUCGGGCCUGGAAACGCAAUAGGCUACGUCCUCGCUGAAGAAGGCUACGAUGUCUGGUUGGCCAACGCUCGCGGCAACUUCUACUCGCGUCGCCACACCACCCUCGACCCCAAUGACAGAAGCAACCAGAACUUCUGGAGGUUCAGUUGGGACGAGAUCGGCAAUAUCGACUUACCAGCCUGCUUGAGCUACAUCGAGAGGGUCACUGGCCAAACCAGAUACCACUACAUCGGACAUUCCCAAGGAGGCACCUCGUUCCUCGUCCUGAACUCUCUGCAUCCAGAAUAUAAUAAGAAGUUCAUUUCCUUCCAAGCAAUGGCUCCUGCUGCGUUCUUUGAACACAAUUCUCAUUCAAUUUACUCAAAUCUGGCACCGUAUAUACACAUUCUUGAGCCUGCUGCUUUUGCGUUGGGCCGCGGUGAAAUCUUUGGCAGCCGGGAGUUCAUUGAGUGGUUUGCUUUGAACAUGUGCACCGUUGGAUCCAUUUUCGAGCCAAUGUGUUCUUCCAUAGUGGUUAGCGCUACUUCAGACUACUUUAAUCAGACCAUGAUCCCACUUUUCCUCGGGCACGCUCCAGCCGGCGCGUCGAUCCGUCAGUUCACCCACUACGGCCAAGGUAUCAACCACCACACCUUCAGGCGCUUCGAUCACAACCCCAUCACCAACCGCCUCAUCUAUGGCAGCAGAAUACCCCCCGACUAUGACCUCAACCUGGUCACGGCUCCUACAUACAUCUACUACUCUGUCAACGAUGCCUCUACCAACUACAAGGAUGUCAGAAUAUUGGUUGACAGGCUACCAAAUGUAAAGGGAUCCUUCUUAAUGGAUUCUCCGACAUUUGACCAUUUGGACUUCAUUUGGGGGUCUGGGGUCAGACAUCGCCUGUACAACAAGAUGAUUGGACUCAUGAGGAACGCUGAAAGAAAUGCAUUCUGAAUACAUGACUGAGAUAUUUGAAAUUUAA
Messenger RNA from Ostrinia nubilalis (European corn borer), 1324 nucleotides. Its product is annotated as lipase 3-like. Gene Ontology annotation, molecular function: hydrolase activity, acting on ester bonds. Bases 31 to 1296 code for a protein of 421 amino acids. NCBI's taxonomy places the organism in Eukaryota, Metazoa, Arthropoda, Insecta, Lepidoptera, Crambidae. The transcript is spliced from 5 exons. The record is from RefSeq and is a predicted model, not a curated record. Gene Ontology annotation, biological process: lipid metabolic process.